This is a messenger RNA of Adineta steineri, 591 nucleotides long. NCBI's taxonomy places the organism in Eukaryota, Metazoa, Rotifera, Eurotatoria, Adinetida, Adinetidae. The record is from the annotation of a GenBank genome assembly.
AUGAAUACUAAGAAGAAAAGUGGUACUAGUCGUUUACCAAGUAUGUAUUAUCAAACACUUCUUAAAUCUGAAUUUGACUAUCGACGUGAUAUGCGUCGUAAAUUAAAUCAAAUUCAAAUUGAUAAUCGUGAUGCAGCACGUCGUCGGAAUGCUACUGAUCAUGUUUUUGCUCAUGGUCUUUUAACAAAACGUCAUCAAUGGUUUAAUAUUGAUAAAGCAUAUCGAGAUACAUGUCGAACAUUAUGGAAUCGAAAACAAGUAGAAACUGGUCGAACAAGUCAUAUAUUUUUACCAAGUAUUUAUCCAGCUGAUGAUACAUCAUUAGUAGCCGAACCUUCAUCAAAUCGUACAAAAAGUAUUUCAAAUGAAAGUCCAGUUAUAGCGAAUGAAAGAAUAAAACAAAAUUUUCUACGUUUACAACCCGUUAUGUUAGAAAUUAUACAUGCACCACAUUCAUCCGAUGUAUUCAGAAAGAAACAAAAUAUAGAAUCAAGAAAACGAAGUGCUUAUAAACGACAAGCUACUUUACAAAAAGCAGCAACAACUGAUGAUCGUUAUACACAUUUAAUUGAUUCAUUGGAAGAACAUUAA